CGCAGCCGCAGCCGUAGGGCUGCCCAAAGAUGCGAAAGGCAGCAUGAAAGCACUAGCGUGGCUGCUCGCACACGCCGCCACAGCAGAAUGGUGGUCCCUCGUCAACGACGAUGCACUGCGCGUCACGGACGAGCUGAUCGCGGGCGCCGUGCUCACGGACCGGCCGGGCGGCCUGGAAUGGAACGAUGGAUGGCCCGCGGAAGGACGGGCGCUGUGCUUCCGGCUCGGUAGUAGAGAAGCGUGUCGCACGGACUGGGGCCCGCUCGGGGCAGGCACGGCGCGCCUCGCGGCCGUGGCCUUUGGCGUCGAUGUGAAUGAAGGCGCGUUCGGUUCGCAUGAAUUAACGCUGGACAUGCGCGUCGUCGACGUCGAGACGGGUGCGGACGUGUCUGAAAUACUCGUGCAGCGAGUGCGGGCGGAGCCUCUAUCAAGAUGUGUAGCAGAAGCAGCAAAGACCUCGAACUCCACGCGCCACCGCGUCUUCGACGCGUUCCCGUUCUUUAACGAAGACAAAGUGCUCGAGGUCCGGUUACGGGAGCUCGACGAUUCGGUAGAUGUCUUCGUGCCCGUCGAGUCAACAGUAACACACAACGGCGGGCCCCACGAGCCGCUCUGGCCUUCCUUACAACACGAUUCGAGGUUCAGACGCUUCGCGCCGCGCGUGGCUUCGCAUAUUGCGGACGUCUCGCACGACGUCCCUGAGUUAAGUGCCAAGGAGGCAGCCUUACAGCGCGAGCGACAGCAGCGCGACGCCGUCGUAGAAGCGCUUGAGAAAGCCGGCGCCGUCGCGAGCGACGUCGUGAUUCUGUCCGACGCCGACGAGAUCCCCGACUCGCAACGGUUGAACGACGUGCUCGCCUGCCACGGUUAUUUAACGGACGGAAAGGUCCUGCCGGCGGCGUUAUUGAUGGCCUGGCACCAGUAUGAUUUUAGGUGGCGCGCGCGCGUGCCCUGGGGCGCGGUCGCGCGCGAAGGUUGCGUAGUUGCGGCGGUCGGCGACCUACGAUAUCGAUCAAAUUCGGACUUCCGGCGGAUGCUGCGGGACGAACGGCAAGCAUCAAACUUGAGCAUCGACCGGUCCCACAUCAGAGACAGUGGAUGGCACCUUUCGUCGUUUGGCGGCACUUCACUACUGAAAAAGAAGCUCGAGUCCUACAUCGAGGCCCACGCCUACAACUCGUCCUUCUUCACGGAUCACAAGAGGCUGGAGCGGCUGCAGCGGAACGGUAUUGGUUAUUAUGAGCUCGCCGGGCAAGGUUUAGAUCCGUCCGGGAGCUUCGAUUGUGUGGCCGAUCGAAGUGAUUUACCUCGCUUCGCUUUACAACAUCGCGAGGACUUACCGGAGCUGUUCGGCGGUUCAAGAUGUGAGGCGGAGGCGACGGACAAGGCGUGGCUGCAGGCAGACGUCGCGGGCGCAAAAUUGGAGUCCGCGGGGCAGUUCAUCCUGGACGUCGACGGGACUUCCCGGAAGCCGUCGCGGACCUUUGAGUGUGGCGUCGUUUGUGUUCGACUUGAUGAUCAUUUAGAUGAGGCGCGCUUUUCUCAUGAUGUAGAAAACGCGUGCCGAGAAUCGUUGGUAAGACGGCCGGCCUGCGAGAACGUCAAAUCCAUAGUACGGGAGAAAUGUAAAGACGCGCUGGCCCUGUCUUCGGAGACUUCGGUCGAGGUCCGCGAGGGCUUUUCGUUCCAGGAGGAGCACUACGUGUCGCUGACGAUCGACGGUGCGCCCGUCGUCGUGACUUUAUCAGCAACGUCGGAUGUCAAUGAGGUGAGCGGCGGGGUUUGUGAAACGCACAAGCUGGACGCGACGCAGUGCGGUCAGCUCCGGGAGUCUCUAUCAAUGCAGAGGCCCGUGGACGCGUGGCUGCCGCCGGGCGAGUGGUCCCGGGAGGCGUGGGAGGAGGCGGGGUAACUUGGCU
Messenger RNA from Pelagomonas calceolata, 1919 nucleotides. NCBI's taxonomy places the organism in Eukaryota, Pelagophyceae, Pelagomonadales, Pelagomonadaceae. The record is from the annotation of a GenBank genome assembly.